AUUGAGGGAAUGGUGGUUCUGCCAGACCAGUAGAGUGUGCUAUGGAAGUGCAGUGUGUUGCGAUGGGUCUGCUGCGUUGUUCGUGAUAACCCAGCAAGACCAGAGCUGAUCACACGCACAUUGUUGUCCUGUGUUUAUUUCACCAUUCCACAGGUUCAAGCAAACAAUUUUCAUCGUGGAACAAUGGGGGCUUAUCAGUGCAUCCUACUACUCUUCAGCUGCCAGUUCCUUUACACUUUGGCUCUGAAUUGUGAGGUGAUGAGUGGAACACUGAAGCAGAUAGAUGCUGGUUCGGGCUCAGUGGUUGGAGUGAACGAUAAGAAUGAAGUCUUUGUCUUGUUUGAUAACAUCUUUACAAAGAUAAAUGUACCUUUCAAACACUUCAGUAUUGGUCCUGCUGGUCAGCUGGGGGUGAAUGUGGCAAACAACAUCUUCAAGUUUCAGAGUGGCCAUUUUGUGCAGUUUCCAGGCCUUCUAAAACAGGUGGAUGCUGGAGGUGAUCAGUUCAUUGCGGGUGUAAAUAUGAAUGAUGACAUAUACUGCUUAAAUAUGGAUGCUAACAACAAUGGCCCAUCCAGCACAAUUCCUUGGGUACAACUUACUGGGAAGCUGAAGUAUUACAGCUGUGGCCCGUACAGCUGUUGGGGAGUGAACAGCAAUGACAACAUCUACAUCAUGAAGGGUGUGUCUAGUAAUAACUGCGGAGGCUCUGGCUCCUUUGAGAAUGUUCCUGGACUUCUGUCUAUGAUUGAAGUAGCAUCUGAUGGCAGUGUCUAUGGUGUCAACUAUCAAGGGGUCUUGUACCAAAGAGUUGGCGUCUCUCGAUCCAAUCCCACUGGCUCUGACUGGACCUCGUAUGUUUUAUGUCCCAAUAGCCACAAGCACGUGUCCUUUGACCUGGGAGUGCUUUGGGUCAUUUGUGGCGACGGCUCCAUCCGAAGGUGUACUUAGUCCUGUUCAUUACUGCAUCAACGAGGAACUUAAUAACAGAAAACUGUAAUGAAUUUUAUUUAUCUGGUUUUAUUCCUCCCUUUUGCAGUGAAUUGAAUAAAGAUUUUUGAUUGACUUCA
Messenger RNA from Xyrauchen texanus (razorback sucker), 1070 nucleotides. Its product is annotated as fish-egg lectin-like. The transcript has 6 exons. Lineage: Eukaryota; Metazoa; Chordata; Actinopteri; Cypriniformes; Catostomidae. The record is from RefSeq and is a predicted model, not a curated record. The coding region runs from base 184 to 951 and encodes 255 amino acids.